CUGCCGGUACAGCUCAACCCUCCUCACUUUGCUCAGCUGGAGGACUGGGACUGGGUCUUCAUUGGGAGUCCAGGAUCAGGGACCAUGAGGAGGCUGGUGGGGGUCUUCAACUCCAUCCGAACCCUGACGUCAGGAUGAAAAGCCUCUGAAACUUCAUCAUCUUGUCGACACAUUGGCAGUUUGUUGGAACUCUGGGAUUUUGACUCGACCAUGAGUGUGAAGAGGAGGAAGGCUGGUCUGGUGAUCAGCUGGAACAAGUCCUUGUCCAUCCUGACUCCGUGGAGAAAAGGUAAAUCUGACACGGUUCUGGACAGUGAGGUGGUUCUGACCAAACUGAAACUAUUCAGUACGUUUCAUGAGCGGCUGCUGAUUUCCGAUGACUCUGUGUCCACCAUCUCGACUGUUUCUGAGCAAGACCUCAACAAACCCUCUGAGGUCCACCCUACCCCUAACCCUCAGGUGGAGUCUGGAUCAGACUACUUGUCCUCCAUCUUCUCGGACUCUCAGCUGCCCAGAUUGUAUAAAUUUGAGUCGGAGGAUUCUGGAGUGGAGCUGCCCAGCGGAGCCAACUCUCCAUCCACACCCACCGGGUCUGAGCAGAGCUUCGUGGUCCACAGCCGAGAGUCCUCCUGCGACUCAGCAAACCUGAACUCAGAGUCUACAGGUCUGACAGAACCACUACAGACCCAUGAACAGGGCUGUGAGAGUGAACCGGUAGAAGGCUCAGUGGAUACAACAGAACUCGGACCUGGAGAAGAACUCAGAGACUCUUAUUCUGAAGACGAUGUGGACAAGUGUGGAACUUCAGAUAAUAAACCUGGAGGAGAUGAGCAGAUGUGUGAGGAGCCUGUAGAAGCCAUCCAAUCAGACAGCAGUAGGCGUCGGUCCACAGUAAACACCCCAGAGGGAGGUCUGAGGAGGAGGUCCACCAGCGACAGCCUGGACCACUACAUGGACGAGUGCUGCAGACUCAGUGAGGCCCAGGAGACCAGUUCCCAGAAUCCUCUGGGAUCAGGGCUGGGUUAUCUGGAACACAUCUGCCAGCUCCUGGAGAAGAUCGGACAGCUUCAGGAGACCAACCUACAACUGCAGAGACAGAUCUGUGGUCUGCAGAAGGACGGCAGGGUGACCAAGACCAAGGAGGACUUUUUCCAGCAGCACUGCAGCUGUGGAGCAGCAGGUCUGGCUUUUCAGGACAUUCACAAUAGACAGUCCACAAGUGAGUGUCUGUCUCCACCUGGGACUCUGUCUGACCUGUCCACCAUCCCUGAGGUCAGCUGCCACCCGCUCAUGUCAGCCACCACGGAUCUGAACGGUGAGGGCUUCAAACCCAUUCCUGUUUGGAGGAGAGGCCUGAACAGAAGGAGUUACACCGAGGGGGAGGUUCGGUUCCUGGGCUCCAGCACCGAGGGGCUCUGCAUCCCCCAGCGCAGGUUGAGCGAGAACUACUCGUGGGGUCGAGUCAAAGAUCUGGUGAAGAGAUCGAAGCUGAGGAACCAGAGCAGACUGGAAAUGAGCUCCAGUUCUCUGAAGAUGUCCUGCCCACAGCUGUACAGACCUGACCUGGGACCAGUGGAACCUGCAGUACGAAACAGGAACUCCAUGAUCGCACUGGGACACCACAGCAAACUGGACUUCAGCUGGUUACAGUAAACACUCAGAUCAGAUAAAAUAAGUCACAUGAGAAGAAUCCAGGAGCUUCCACAAAGAUUCACAGAG
This is a messenger RNA of Sphaeramia orbicularis (orbiculate cardinalfish), 1719 nucleotides long. RefSeq lists its product as uncharacterized. Lineage: Eukaryota; Metazoa; Chordata; Actinopteri; Kurtiformes; Apogonidae. The record is from RefSeq and is a predicted model, not a curated record. The transcript is spliced from 8 exons. The coding region runs from base 211 to 1653 and encodes 480 amino acids.